AUGUCAAGUCAAAUAAUCUGUGGAGGAUGCAGAGUGAUAAUACCUGAUAGGAGGUAUCUCUCAUGUAGCGGGUGCAAGCAAUGUUAUGAUUUGGUGGGCGCUAAUGUGUCGGAGCAACGUUUCUAUAAUACGCUUACGAGAGAACAUAGGGAUGCAUGGAAAUGUGUAGUAUGUCAGAGUAAGCAGCCAAAGACGGACAAAACCAACACCCCUGCUCGUGCUGCGGAUUUCUUUACGGUGCUGCGUGGAGCUGCAACGAAAAGUCCUUUGCAGCUGGACUUAUCUAUAGUAGAGCAACUGGAAUCUCAGGAGGUACUUAACGACACGCAUCAUAACAUUACUAUUGAGAUGAGUGAUUUUCAAUCGUUUGUUUUGGAGAUGCGAUCCUUUAGAGAUGAAAUUCGGGAACAGUUGCUUAACAAUCGUGUUUACACUGAACGUCUAAAUGAUACUUUGGUUGCUUUAUCGGACAGAAUAGUGGAAUGUGAAAACCGAGUUACAAAAUUUGAAAAAAAAAAAAGAUGA
Molecule: messenger RNA, 525 nt
Organism: Diatraea saccharalis (sugarcane borer)
Lineage: Eukaryota; Metazoa; Arthropoda; Insecta; Lepidoptera; Crambidae
Source: the annotation of a GenBank genome assembly